UGUUCAAUUUCGCUCCGUAAUAUUUCUUUGUAGCCCAAUUGACACGGCAUAAUCUGUAAAACUAUACUGUUGUCCUUAAUUAGCCAAAGGGAAACCCUAUAACGUUACCCAGGAAAGCUAGCAUAGCAAUGUUUACAUAGUUUAGCUAAACACUUUCCGAUUGAGUUUUCAUUUCGACAAUAUGUGUUUGAUACGCGUCCUCAAGUAACGUUAGCACUGUAUAUGUUUAACUAGAUAUUAAUUGAGCUAACGUCAAUAUAUUUAGGUUGUCGUCCUGUAAAGACAAAGCCGUCAUCAUGUCUGACCUGCUUAAAGACAAAUCCCAAAGAAGAGAGAAGAGGGCAGGCAAGCUGCCCUCAGAGGGAAACCAUGGAGUCAGAGGCAAAGAAACAACUGGCAAGACUAAAGACUCUAUAAGUACUGUGUCGUACAUGGAUGAACUAGCACACCAUGAUGACAACCCUCGGAUGGCCGUAACAACGGAGAACACCUACCAGAUGGGACCGUACAAACGCAUCCCUAUUCCUGCUGUCACAGACAUACUGAAGGAUGUACUUACCAGCUACCUCCAAGAGGAGGAAUAUGAAGGAGAGUGGUCUCAAAAAAUGACAAAAACAAUAUCUGAGGUGAUAAGAGCCCGUGUGAAGGACCUCAUGAUUCCCCGAUAUAAGAUUGUCGUCCUGGUCCACAUCGGCCAGCUCACCGGGCAGAGCAUGCAAAUCAGCAGCCGCUGUCUGUGGGAUGCAGCUAAUGACACCUUCGCCUCCUACUCCUUCAAGAACAGCUCUCUAUUUGGGGUGGCAACUGUCUACGCUGUUUACUUUGAGUGAAUCAUGCAGACAUUGAAUAGACUCUGAUAAGAACACAAGGGUUGCCUUAGUUAUGCAUUUCUCACAGUUACGAAGAAAAUUGCUGCUGUUGAAGAGUUCUGUAUGUUGUAUAUUUUCCCAUGUAUAAAAUGAUAAAACAAGAAUUUGCAAGUAAAA
Perca fluviatilis (European perch) is the source of this 986-nucleotide messenger RNA. RefSeq names its product dynein light chain Tctex-type family member 5 (gene dynlt5). Gene Ontology annotation, cellular component: cytoplasm; cytoplasmic dynein complex. The transcript has 4 exons. Gene Ontology annotation, biological process: microtubule-based movement. The record is from RefSeq and is a predicted model, not a curated record. Gene Ontology annotation, molecular function: dynein intermediate chain binding. The coding region runs from base 297 to 830 and encodes 177 amino acids. NCBI's taxonomy places the organism in Eukaryota, Metazoa, Chordata, Actinopteri, Perciformes, Percidae.